Messenger RNA from Gadus macrocephalus (Pacific cod), 2228 nucleotides. RefSeq names its product rab5 GDP/GTP exchange factor-like. NCBI's taxonomy places the organism in Eukaryota, Metazoa, Chordata, Actinopteri, Gadiformes, Gadidae. Gene Ontology annotation, cellular component: cytosol; endocytic vesicle. Gene Ontology annotation, molecular function: small GTPase binding; guanyl-nucleotide exchange factor activity. Gene Ontology annotation, biological process: vesicle-mediated transport. The record is from RefSeq and is a predicted model, not a curated record. The transcript is spliced from 2 exons. The annotation marks the transcript as partial.
GGGAGGGAGGACGGAUACUACUUCACCAACCUGUGCUGCGCUGUGGCCUUCAUCGAGAAGCUGGACGGCCGCUCCCUCAACAUGAGCUCCGAGGACUUUGAGCUCCACAUGUCGGGCCAGACCCCGGCCCCCCCGCGGCCCCUGGCCUCCGGGGGCCCCUCACUGCAGCAGGUCCAGAGCGGCCUGGACCUUCUGACCGGCCUGGGGGUCCGGCAGGAGCGCGUCAUGGAGGGGGCCCGCCGGCUGGAGAGCGACCUCAUCGACUGGAGCCAGGACGUGGAGCACAGGGUGCAUGGCGCCCUGGGGGGGCCCCCCCCGGCGGCCGAGGGCCCGCCCCCGGCGACCGAGGGCCCGCCCGCACCGUCGGCCAUCGACGCCGACAACGUGGAGAACGACCUCCUGCCGCCGCCGCUGCUGCCACAGCUGUUCGCCGGGUGAUGGGGCCCCGCCUGCCCGCCCCCCUCGCCCCCCCCCCCACACGCCCGGUGUCCUAUAGUCCCCCAGGGGCCCCGGUCCCCUUCACCACACUCCAGAGCAGGCUCCACUCCGCGGGACUUCAGAGCCGGGGGUCCUGGUACUCCCUCCCCUGCAGAGCAGCGCUCCGUGCUCCCGCAGCAUCACUCCAGACGGACGCUGGGGGCCCUCUGGAGGGUUCUCUGGGGGCCCUCUGGAGGGUUCUCUGGGGGCCCCUCUGGAGGGUUCUCUGGGGGCCCUCUGGAGGGUUCUCUGGGGGCCCCUCUGGAGGGUUCUCUGGGGGCCCCUCUGGAGGGUUCUCUGGGGGCCCCUCUGGGGGGUUCUCUGGGGGCCCCUCUGGAGGGUUCUCUGGGGCCCCUCUGUAGAGUUCUCUGGGGGCCCUCUGUAGAGUUCUCUGGGGCCCCUCUGUAGAGUUCUCUGGGGGCCCUCUGUAGGGGUCUCUGGGGCCCCUCUGUAGGGUUCUUUGGGGGCCCUCUGUAGGGGUCUCUGUAGGGUUCUCUGGGGGCCCCUCUAUGAGGCUCUCUGUGGGGGCCCUUCCGUCCCCUCGCACGUUUAGCUUCCUUAGAGAUGACGCUGAUAUUAGGCCACUUUAGAAUCAUAACAACAAAAAAGAAAAUGAACGACAAGAGUAUAAUACUAAUGAGGUGUCAUACGAGUUUCUAUGAAAUGGUGUGUGAUGUGCAUCAUUACACCUAACACUCCGCAGAUCGGUAGUUCUUCCCACUCAGACUCCACCGGAAUAUGUAGAAAUGAAGUGUGUGUGUGUGUGUGUGUGUGUUUCGCAUGGACGUGUUGCAUUGGUAAUCCAUCUGCAGAAGAUCUACAGGUGUUGUGUAGAUAGACGUGUGCGUCUUUUUGUUCUGCGACACUACUGCUUUCAAUCGCGGCGUUUAGGGAAGCGAUCUUUUUCUAAGGAAUGGCGGUUACGAAAUGUUCCGGGUGCAAUAAGAUCCAUUCUUCUGUGCAUGUCCUCUUUAAGACGUGCCACGUUAAUGCUUUUAAUGAACUGGGAUUGAUUUGGGUGUCCCUCGCCCUUCCCUUUAUUUAUUUGUCAUGGCAGGGAGAUAUCGUUUUACUUCAUUGACUUCUCUGUCUGAGCUUUUAAAUGAUUGGCUGAGGAGUCAGAAAUAUGGGUUCAUGGUCCUGUAGUUUUAUUCAAUUUAUUAUUUUUUUUGUCUCAUUUUUAACUCUGUGUGUGUGUGUGUGUGUGUGUGUGUGUGUGUGUGUGUGUGUGUGUGUGUGUGUGUGUGUGUGUGUGUGUGUGUGUGUGUGUGUGUGUGUGUGUGUGUGUGUGUGUGUGUGUGUGUGUGUGUGGAUAAUUAUAUAUAUCUAUAUAAAUCAAAACAAUAACCAUCAAUGCAUUUUCCAGCUUUGUACACAACAGCACUUUGACGAGGCCGUCUGAGUCGGUGUGUUGGUGAGAGGCCUUCAGGCUCUGUUGGGGGGACGGCAUGGGAUUUGAUCAUUUGUAUUAGGACUCUUCUUUUACCUAUCUAUUAUUCAAAGACCUCACACCGCUGAUGUGUGCCGUCAGGGCACCGAUAUUGAUCGAUCGAGUCAUCUCAUUGUAUGCACUAACAUUGAUCAGAUAUUGGGAAGUAAAAAAAAUCUAACCAUGUAGGUUUGGUGUUGUUUAACAAGGAGCUAUGUAAUACAAACUAUUUUAUUUAAAUAUAAGUUAUUGAAGAAAGUGUUUUACGACCAUUCAUGAGCUUGUUUCAUUAAGAUAGAAUAAUAAUAAAAAGUCAAAAUGU